GGACGUGUCUCUUUCUGGCCCUGGCAGAUCAUGUGGACGUUCUCCAUUUACCUGGAGUCAGUGGCCAUUCUGCCCCAGCUCUUCAUGGUCAGUAAGACGGGCGAGGCAGAGACGAUCACCAGCCACUACCUCUUCGCGUUGGGCCUGUAUCGCGGUCUCUACCUCCUGAACUGGAUCUGGCGCUUCUACUCUGAGGGGUUUUUCGACCUAAUCGUCAUCGUUGCUGGCAUCGUUCAGACUGUUCUGUACUGUGACUUCUUCUACCUGUACAUCAGCAAAGUACUCCAGGGAAAGAAGCUGAGCCUUCCGGCCUAGAGGAUCUCGACAACGGGAGACGGAUCUCUUUGGAGGGAUGUCGUCGGUGUGGGGCAGACUCCAGGAGUGGGUGUAGGGGUAGAGAACCCCCAAUCCUGCGUUUGCUGGCGUCUCUCUCGCUUCUGGGUGCCACUCGGGAAGCUCCCUGUGCCAUGGGAAGAUGAGGGCAUUUCGUGGACAUUCAUUGUUCCUGCCCCACCCACAUCUCCCCUCGUCCUCUCUAUACUUUCCUCCCCGUCCUCACCCACUCCUUCCUCCUUCCCCAAUUUGCCUCUUGUGCCUCUCCCUGAGGGUGGGGCCGAGUCUGCGCUCCACUCCUGUGUCGGAAGUUUGUUUUCACUGGGUGUCUGGGAUUUGCUCCGUCUGGGUUGGGUGCACUCUGUAUAUAAACCAGUUCCAUUGCCGAAUGACGUGGUGCAAAUUGAAUAAACUCUCAGUGUUUCAACUUGU
Hypanus sabinus (Atlantic stingray) is the source of this 765-nucleotide messenger RNA. Its product is annotated as ER lumen protein-retaining receptor 2-like. Bases 31 to 315 code for a protein of 94 amino acids. Gene Ontology annotation, biological process: endoplasmic reticulum to Golgi vesicle-mediated transport; protein retention in ER lumen. The record is from RefSeq and is a predicted model, not a curated record. The transcript has 2 exons. Gene Ontology annotation, molecular function: ER lumen protein retrieval receptor activity. Gene Ontology annotation, cellular component: membrane; endoplasmic reticulum; cis-Golgi network. NCBI's taxonomy places the organism in Eukaryota, Metazoa, Chordata, Chondrichthyes, Myliobatiformes, Dasyatidae.